CAAAAAUGGUGAAGACAUCACCGUUUAAGUUAAAAGCGGUGAAAACGUCACCGUCUUAGGGCAAAGCGAGGAACAUCUUCACCGCCUCAGGCUAAGGCGAUGAUUAUUUCCCACGUUUCCCAACCAUGGUAGGUGAAAAAUUAGGUCACAACUACCUGAUGUUCACCGUUUGAGACAAACGCAGUGAUGUUGUUCACCGUUUGAGACAAAGGCGGUGAAUGCUGGCCGAUUUUCCUUUAAAUACCACUCCCACCAGCAGUUGUAAAAACAUAAUCCCCCCCCCCCUCUUCAAAUUUCAGCAGCCAAAACCGAGCAACAUGCACAGAACAGGAAUUUUCGGUGUUAUUUAAUUUUCGUAUUAAUUCCUAAUGGUUGUUUUUAGUAGUUAUAUUGUUAUGUUAUGAAUUACUGGAAUUAUGCUAAUAGUUACUUAUUGUAAAUUGUAGAUAUGGGUAAAUUCAAGAAGUUUCAGCUUAUUAUUCGGUGGAAUGGAAGGGUUACAAACUCUGACAUAGGGAUUGAUUAUGAGGACGGUGUAUCCACUAUGCUGAAAAUUGAGUCGCGAUUCAAUUUUCAAGAACUCUGUGAUAUUUGUGCAGACAGGCUUUGUACGAGCGGACAGACGAGACUUGGUAAAAUUAGUUACGGGUAUCCAUGUAUGAGUACUGGCAGGCUUGUGUACCAAGAAGUUAUCAUAAACGUUGAUGACGCGGUUACGAUGAUGUUACAGUUCCUAAGCGAUAACGGGAUGCGGCAAGCAGAGGUGUAUGUUGAGACCGAGGCGGUCGGUGAAACUCAUUCUCACCAGUAUUCUUAUGAUGAUGGUUUUGCAGGAGGGUACGGAUUGGGUGGUAGUUCGAGCAACUACGAAGGAGGUGGUUAUACAGGAGGUUACGGAGAGGGUGGUAGUUCAAUCAACUAUGGUGGAGGUAGUAGUGCAGGAUGGGUGCCAUCGGAAGAAUACUCGCAACAGGAUCAACCUGUCGAUGGCGUUCAAUGGCCUGCUUGGGGCCUGAGUGGGCUGAAAUCGAGAAUACCAUUCGAGCAGGGCGUACUUCACAUGAGUGAUAAGACGAUGUUGGUGAUGGUGGUCAUGUUGAUCCUUCUGGGCCGAGCUAUCCAUUCGACUCGAGUGACGAUGAUACUGAGGAAGAUUUGAGAUCGUGAGGCACCGACGCCAUACUACACACAAGUUCCAACUCAAUUUUUACAUAGUCAGAAUGAUGCCCCCGGCUUUCUGAUGUGGAAGAUCGGACUUAGCCGCAACCACAGAGCAUACUUAGAACGAGACUAGAGCGGAUAAAUUGAGAGAGAAAGAAUUGUAAUUGUUGUGGUGUGAUUUGUAAGUGGGGGGAAGGGUUCUAUUUAUAGUGGGGGCAAAGAGGGGAAGGGUUCUGCCAAAAUUUUAAUUGGGGAAGCAUCACCGUGUUCGACGAAGAUGGUGAAUACACCGCCUUUAUCGAAGACGGUGAAAUGGGCGACGUGGCUUGCUGUGAGGCGUCGGAUCUGGGAAGAAAACCACGAUCCGCGCCUCACCGCAUCUGACGGCCACGGUGAAAGGAAAAGCAACGCGGAUCGCUGACGCAAACAAACACGGGGUAUUCACCGUGUUUGUCUAACGCGGUGAAUACACCGCGUUUGUCCACGUUAGCGAUCCGCAUCGCUUCAUCGUGGCCUACAAAAACGGUUUAAUAUACACCGCGUUUCAGU
Messenger RNA from Linum trigynum, 1710 nucleotides. The record is from the annotation of a GenBank genome assembly. Lineage: Eukaryota; Viridiplantae; Streptophyta; Magnoliopsida; Malpighiales; Linaceae.